CUUAUGUGAAUGUCGAGCAAAAUUCGUCGGUCUUGUGAAUCUUCGAUCUGCACUCUAGGUCCUUGUCAACUUCAACCAGAACACGCUGUUCUUGCAAACCUUUCAACAACACUCUUGCUUCUACGGCAUCGAGCUUCAGGGGUCUCUCAGAGAUGACAAACGCAUCGACAUCCGGCGGAAAGUCGUGCCUUCGACGAAUCACAGGCCAAAAUGAAUUCGAUGAUGUGGACAAGUGGCUCGGAGAGAAGCACUGGCAAGGCAUGAUAGCCUACCGGGUUGUUGCUGCUGGGGUGGUUCCUGCUGAGGAUACACGCAAAGACAUGUACCAAAAGCUUGAGGAUCUGACCAGAGAUGAAAUGACUCGCUUCAAUUACGAAGAAUUCCUCAAGGACCUCUACGAUAAAGGUAUCAUUACUGAACCGGCCAUUUACGAAGCGGGCGAGCCUAAAGCUGCAGAGUCGUGCUUAUUCCGCCUCAUCGGAAAGAUCAUACUGACAGGAACACCUGCACAAAAGAGAGCUCUACUCGCCACCAUGAGCGGCAAGCCUGCUCCUCAGGGAGAAGAAGGUUUAGACUUGGUACCAGCGACUCCAACACCAACUCAAGGUCGGAAGCGAAAGCAUGAAGAGGUGGAAGACCUGGCUCCGUAUAGCAUAUUUUUGAACGAGUAUGCCUCCCAGGCUGGCGUCAUAUUAAAAUUCGACUACACCAACAUAGCCAUGUCUCCGCCUCGCUUUCGUUGCAGGAUAACUCUAGAAGAUGACACGUACACAGGAGAAGCAAGAAACAAGAAGACUGCCAAACAGGUUGCAUGCCGAGAUGCCUGUGUGGCUCUCAACUUACACUUGAAAUGA
Exophiala mesophila is the source of this 854-nucleotide messenger RNA. RefSeq lists its product as uncharacterized. The transcript has 2 exons. The record is from RefSeq and is a predicted model, not a curated record. Bases 153 to 854 code for a protein of 233 amino acids. Lineage: Eukaryota; Fungi; Ascomycota; Eurotiomycetes; Chaetothyriales; Herpotrichiellaceae.